Molecule: messenger RNA, 2504 nt
Organism: Condylostylus longicornis
Lineage: Eukaryota; Metazoa; Arthropoda; Insecta; Diptera; Dolichopodidae
Exons: 5
Coding region: 307-1575 (422 amino acids)
Source: RefSeq, a predicted model, not a curated record
UUAAAAUAAAAUAAAAAAAAAUUUUUUUUAAAAAUGUUUUUUUAAUGAAAAUUUUAAUACGACGUUCGUUCCAAAAAAUUUACAAUUUUUUAUUAAAAAACAGUGCCAAAUUGUUAUUUUAAAAUUAGUAGAUUGUUUUUCUUAGUUUUUUUGUUUUUUAAAGAAGGAAGUAAAGUGUCUUUUUAUAAGGACUUUCAAUUAAAAAUAGUUUUCAAAAAAAAAUUUUUUUUCCAAGAGAGAAAAGAAAAUUUUCUGAGAAAUCAAAUUUUUUUUUUGUAUUUACGAUAUAAUAAUUUGUUUAUAAUAAUGUCUGAUGGUGAGGAAGAAAUAUGUGGAACUGAUAAUUGGGUUAUCAAUUUGGAAUGGAUUCAAGAUUUUUUAAAAGAAGUACACGAAGAUGAACAAGAUUUUACUAUUAAAAAUUAUGAUGUAUCAAAUGGUAGUACGAAUGGUAUACGUAAUUUAAGUGAAGUUUUAGCAGUCAGUAUCGAUUAUGAGUAUAAAUCUGUAAUGAAACGUUUAGAUUUAUUUAUAAAAUUAUUGCCGCAUGAUCCAUUUAGCCGGUAUUUUGUAACUGAGGCGCAAUUCGAUUUAAGAGAAAUAAAAUUUUAUACUCAGAUAUUGCCAGAUUUAUUGGAUUUUCAAAAUAAAUAUUUAAAGCCAAAUGAAAAACCAUUAUCAAUUAAUGUGCCAAAAUGUUAUCAUACAACAUAUACAUUAGGAACAUUUAUUGAAUCAAUUCAUCAAAAUCCAAAUUUAAGUCCAGAACCACCCGAAAGUAUACUAGUUUUACAGGAUAUGAGAUCAUUAAAUUAUAAAUCAGCACAUUUUACAACUGGUUUAACAUAUGAUGAAGCAAAAUAUGCCAUAUCAUCAAUUGCAGUUGUUCAUGCUUUAUCAAUUGGUAUGAAAUUUAAGGAGAAAGUUAAUUUAAAUGAAAAAUAUCCGUUUCUUUUUCAAAUAAAAAAAGCGUCCGAUAGUUAUCAACAGUUGGUAGAACAAGGUUUACCUCAAUUAUCGAAAUUUUUACAUGAACGAGGUGGUAAAGAAGAUGUAUUGAAUGCAUUAAAUGAUAUUCAUUCUCAAACACGUGGAAUAAUUGAAGCAUUAUUACAACCUGUUGAACCAAUGGGUCUAAUAACACAUACAGAUUUUUGGUGUAAUAAUUUAUUGAUGCGAGAAAAAGCUAAUCCAUCUUCAGAUGAUAAUUGUGUUAUUUUAGAUUGGCAAAUGGUAACAUAUAGCAGGCCGACAAAUGAUAUUGCACUUCUUUUGGUGUCAUCAUUACCAUCAGAUAUUAGAAGAGAAAAUGUUGGUCAUCUUUUAGAUUAUUAUUUUGAUUGUUUAAAAACGAAUCUAUGUAAAAUUGAUGUUGAUUUGAUAUCAGAUCUUAAAUAUUCAAGAGAAAAACUUGGUGAAGAUUACAGACAAUCUCAAUUAUUAGCUUUAUUAUUAUGCAUUGGAUCUGUUGAUAUUGCAUUAGGAAAUCAAGAAGCCGAAAAUAGAUUUUUAGAUGUUUUGGAAGAUUUCUAUAAGGAAGGAGUUUUAGGAAAAAAUUUCAUUCAACAAUAUUAAAUUAUAAACAAAAUGACACUGUUUCAGUAAAAUGCAUUUAAAUGUCAGCUUUCUAUAGCUGAAAAAAAUAUGAUACAAAUUUGACAUAAAAGAAAUUAACAUUUUUAUUUAAAAUUACAAUACAAAGUAUACAAUAUAUCUUAUAUUAUAUAUAUAUAGAAAAAUUUUAAGAAAUUUCAGCUUGCAGUUUUGAAAAAAUAAACAAAAAAUAUUCAAAAUUUGAUUAUUACCCUGUAAAUGUUAAAAAAGAUAAAAAUUUACAGAAAACACUAAUCAAACAAUUUGACAUAAAUAAAUUUUCAAAAUAUUACAAAAUAAAAGUUGAUAAAAAAAAACAGGUUUACAAAAAUAAAAUUGAAUUCUCAACUAAACUAAUCAUGACAAAAUUUAUAUAAAAAAAAAGAAAUAAUUAUUUAUUAAAACGUUAAAGCAAUAAAAUUUUUUUUGAACUUCCAAGUUUCAAACCAGUAAAAAAAAUCGUGUACAAAAUCCUAUAGAAUUUUCGACCGAUGCAGUAGCCAUAAAAAAUCCAAGACAAAAUAAAGCCGUCAUUUUGUUUAUAUUUUGUAAUUAUUUUGUAUGAAUAAAGAAAAAAAUUGGAAUUUCCUACAGUUGUAUCCCAUCUAAAUUAGCAAGGUUUAAGAACUUUAGUAAUUGUUUUUUUCCACUUAAUAUUAUUGCAUUAACAAUAUUAUUUUAAAAAUUCUCUUUCAAUAUUUUUGGAAAAAAUACACAACUAAUUAAUUUUUUUAGCCGGCAUAAAACCUAAAAACGAAAGCAUACUAAUGUAAUUAUAUUUUUAUAAUUUAAAUUAAAAUUCAAGAUAUCUGUAAAACGUUUUGAUACAUACAUACAUACUUACACAUUAUUUAGAUAACAUAAAUACAUAAUUUAAGCUCUAAUUUGAUGUUUUUUUUAAUUAUUUUUUA